This is a messenger RNA of [Torrubiella] hemipterigena, 1117 nucleotides long. The record is from the annotation of a GenBank genome assembly. Lineage: Eukaryota; Fungi; Ascomycota; Sordariomycetes; Hypocreales; Clavicipitaceae.
GGGUGGUAGUGAAUGGCCAGAGCAGAGAGUCACCGAGAAUGAAAGCACGCAACGCUAUAUACGCCGGCUGGGCUGUGGUUGUUUAACCGAAAUGUCACUUGGUACGGUGUGAAUGAGACAACGUGCGACAAGCGGUGCAUACAAUGUAACCUUACAGGGGGGAGGCGGCCUAGAACGGAACGGCGCAAGAUGAUCGGCCUUGGCGAUCUAAUUAGUUGGGGGCGCUAAGGCAGUGGCUUCAACCGCCGUGCCGUCUUGUCCUCCUCAUCCAUAAGCUGUUGCGUAUCAAGGACCCGCGAUAAGCCACGCUGACCGCUGCGUUGGCUCGCCGGGAGGAGUUGGAGGCCCGAGGACCAUGUUGGAUACUUGAUGGUGCCCCCUUCGCGUUCGGCACUGUAACAGAACUCACCAACAAUGGCCUCUGUCACCUUGCUGCUUGCCUGGUGUAUCAGCAUCAGUCUCGCAUCUGCUGCACAUGCCGGCUUCCAUGUCCAAUUCCCGUGGAUGACUCGACGUCCAAAUCCCAAGACUCGACCAGCUAUUACCCAGUAUAAUCCCUUUUGCGGCCAAAUAUUGCGGAACCCUCAGCCCUACGCCCGAAGCUCUCGCAGCUUCCUGUCUUUUUCUGGUCAUCCAGGCGACCUUGUGACAGUCCUUUAUACGCGACAUAGAGUGCCAAGGCGACGAGAUGACUUUUCCCAGACUAUCCUACAGGCGGUACCCAUUCAGCCUUCGGGCCAGCUAUGUGUAAACGUCACAAUACCAUUUCAGACUGAGAUCAACGAGAUGGGUGUCUUAUACUUGGAAGCAACCAAUCCAAAGACAGGUGAUGUGGAAUACCAUUGCUCCGACAUCGAAUUCGUUGAUCUGGGCCAAGAGGCUCUCCCAGAGGAUCAUCCAGCUAUGUGUGCUGCUAACAAUGAGACGAUUAUUCCGAUGCCUGAUGAAUACAUGUAAAAUGCAAGCUUGCAGACUCAGCCGACCUAUGAUGGUUUUAGGUUCUGUCAAGUACUAGCCCAAGGGGAACCAUCAGGAUAAGCUAUAUUAAAGCAAAAUAAAAUCAGAAUGAAACUGUCUUUGAGAGUAUAGCCUGGCAAAAGAGCAAUCUAGUGCUAGU